AUGUUUUUGCCGAAUUUAGCAGUUUUAAAGAACCUCACUAAGUCAAUCUGGGGACUUUGGAUGCGAACUCAAAAUUCUUCAGCUAAGAAAAGGAAAGCGCGGAGUGCAAAUUUGGAGAAUGGAGGAGAGAAAGGACUCUCGCCUGCUGUGGGAUCGACAAUACUCGUUGCUUUACGAGUGCGUCCGUUUAUUGAGAACGAGGAUUGUAGAAGUGCUUUGCGAAUAACUGAAAAUCAAGUUGCAGUAGUGAAUGGAGUUGAUGAGAAAGUAUUUGAUUUCUCUUAUGUUUUUGACAUGAAUUCUUGUUUGGAUUCUGUAUACGAAAGUGCAGUUUCCCAGUUAGUUGCACAGGCUGUGGACGGUUAUAAUGUCUGUGUUAUGGCUUAUGGUCAAACUGGGUCUGGGAAGACUUACUGCAUGUCUGGAAAUAUGAAAGAAUACGGAGUGAUUCCUCAUUUUUGUAUGGACUUAUUUGAGAAAGCUUCCUUACGAGGUGAUCCUGAUAGGACGUUUAUGGUGUCAUUCUAUGAACUUUACCAAGAAAAGGCUUACGAUUUAUUAGAUGAGGACCAUGUACCACUUCGUGUCCGUGGUGGGGAAGAUGUUUAUCUACAAGAUUUAACAAAAUUUCAAGUCAACAACUUUGAAGAAUUAGAGCGGUUAAGGCAGUCUGCUUGGACAAAAAGGGCUACAGAAUCUACAGCUAUGAAUAUAUGUUCUAGCCGAUCUCACGUUUUCAUGCAAUUGACCUAUUCCCACUUGGAGUCAGGCUUAGAAGAACUGGGUGACUAUGUUAAUCACGUAACAAGCAAUGUGUAUUUUGUUGAUUUAGCUGGUUCGGAGCGGUUAUCAGAUGUGGGAUACUCGUAUCUUGGUGAAACGGUUUCAAUCAAUUCAAGUCUUUCUGCGCUUCACCGUGUUAUUUUUUCUGCCGGUAGCAGACUGAAACCGAGCUACCGUGAUUCACUGCUUACGAGGCUUCUCAAAGACUGCUUAGGAGGAAAUGCUCGUACUCUUCUGAUAGCUAAUGUGACGCCUUCAGUCAUGCAACGCAGCGAAACAUUGUCAACUCUUCGUUUUGCGUCGCAAGCAGCUACUGUACAGCAGUGUGCCAUCAAAAAUAUUGAUCCAGUUAUCACUGCACUUUCAGAUUUAAAACAUGAGAAUAAGGCUUUAAAAUCUCGUAUUGAACAAUUGGAAUCUUCUCAGAAACUCGUCUCUUUUAAUCUGCCUGAUGCCCCUUCAAUUGUUGAGUUUCAAGCAGAUUCCUCGCUAACGACUUGGGAGCCAUUAAUCCGCCAGUUAUCGUUCUCAGCUUUUAAUUGUGACUCUUCGGUCGUUGUAUUCACACUUCAUGGUAACAAAAUCAAUAUAACUUCUCAGGAGGAUGGAGUAUUUGUAAAUGGGAAGUGUCUUUAUCCCUCGAGUUCUUUACAAGCCGAACAUGGGGACAGAGUAGUUGUAAGAGGCGAGAGGUUCCUUUUUGUUUACUCAGACCCAAAUGGCGUCAAUGAAUUCCUGAAAUGUUCUUAUCAUUCUAUGAAGGCUGAAUAUCUUGAGAAGAAUAUAGAGAGGUUUCGGAGUGAGAUAACUGAAAUUGAAAAGUGUCGGCGGAAAGGUGAAAGUGAUGCAAUUGUGAAGUCACUUGUCCAACAGAUUGAGGGUCUUAAAACAGCUCUCUCUGAGAAAGAAAAUCAGCAGGAGUCUAGCGCUAUGAAAGAAAAGGAGACUUUACAGAAUGAAUUGGAAAAUUGUCUGGCUUUGAAGGAAACAUUUUUGGACCUUUGUAAACGGGAAAUAUCUGCCUUUGGAGUUAAAUUUGAUUCUUUUGCUGAACUAUUUGAAGCGUACAAUUUAAAAAAGGAUGUGGGAACUGCAAAUUACAUGUUGUCCCACUUUGGGAAAAAAGAAGUGUACACUUUUGAAAUGCUUCCUCCUGAGACAGAACAGGACCAAUUUGGUGUGCGUUUCGUUGACUACAAAAACAAAAUGUUUGGUGAUUUCAAUAAAGCAACUUUUGAGCCUAUUCUUCAACGUUUGAAGGAUUAUUAUCGGACUUAUGUGUCCCCAGAAGAUGGUUCUGAGGCCGUAGGUCGUUUCUUGUUCGAGUUUUCUCGUCGGAAACUUCAAAUGGUGCGAAUUGGGGGAUCUAGAUUAUCAAAUUUUGCGAAAGCGGCUUUGUACAAUUCGACUGUGGAUGCUGCGAAAAAAAGAAGGACAAAUGUUAGCGACUUCAGAUUAAGCAUUGGAGGAAGUAAGCGUAAGUCUGCGUUUGCUUCAAAUUUUGCAGCUGCUCUUGGUAAUGUGGCAGAGUCUGAAAAUACAUUUAAAACACAAUUCCUCAGACGACUACUGGAAAUGAGCGGGUUGAAAGGACUGGAUCAAAACUGUGAUUUCGUUGAGCUGAUGAGCACGAGCUUAGUUGAGUUGAGAAAACAACUACCGGACGUGCGUGCAAUUCAGCGUGGGGCAAUAAGUGAAGGAAUUGGUUUUUUCGCAGUUUUGUGCAGAUUGGUCGUUCUGAUCAACAAGAUAAGUGGUCACAUUGAAGGAGUCCUUGGAUUCUCCCACCCGCUUUAUAUCGAGUGCUGUUUGAAGUCGAUUUCUUCGGCUUGGCAAACAUUCACGGAACUUUUUACAUCAUGGAUGUCAAUGUUGAGUGACUCUGAAAUAGAAGAAACUUUCGAAGAAGUUGGUCCAUUAUGCCUUGAAGGAAUGUCGAAUGCAGCAAGUGCAGUAGUAACGUCGUUAGGGAAGCUUGCGCUUUUUGUUGGCGGGAAGUUGCCGGAUAAUAUUGAACUUGAAGAGAUUAAGCGAGAUUUCGUGAAAGGGAGUAAACAAGCUGUCAUUGAAAUAACAGAAGAAUCUGAAGAUAUUACGUUACGAUUGCAUGGGAGAAAGUGUUCUUCUAGUCAAAUUGCUGUAAAAGCUGCAGAAUUGCUGUAUGAAGUUUGCACCAAUUUUUCAUCUUUCGAUGAUGAGAACACUUUGUAUAAUAUCAUAUCUCCUUUAUUUAGUGUUGUACAACUCGCAUCGUCACAGAUUCUUGACCGCAUUGAAUGUUUAUCUGCGGAACGCCACUUUGUACAGAAAAGCAUGGUCUAUUUACGGCUAAUAGCAGACUCGUCUGAAGGUUCUGUUUUGGAAGGAGUCAAAGAAGUACUUCAUUUUUGCGAAAAAACGAUUGAGACAGCCUCUUCAGUGCAGCUUUCUGAUGCCAGUGAGCGAGUUUCAGUGUUUAAGUCAGUUAUUGAGGUUAAAAGUUUUGUAGUGGUCCUGCACAAUUUGGCUGGUGAAGCUCUCCAACGCCUUGCUAUGCCAUGGUCAACAGAACACUGUACUGAUGAUUUUAUCAGAAGCAUAGCUUUCUUCCCUUCAGCAGUUAUGCCGUCUAUGUGUGGAGGAGAAUCGUGA
Enterobius vermicularis (human pinworm) is the source of this 3414-nucleotide messenger RNA. The record is from the annotation of a GenBank genome assembly. NCBI's taxonomy places the organism in Eukaryota, Metazoa, Nematoda, Chromadorea, Rhabditida, Oxyuridae.